UAGUAGGGUUUUGGAGCUCACAUCUCUUUGUAUACACAAAAGAAGCCGCCGCCGCACAUAGCAAGAGUUAAAACUUAGCCAUGUCGCUUGUUGCAAAUGAAGAAUUUCAGCACAUUCUUCGUGUGCAAAACACCAACGUUGAUGGGAAACAAAAGAUCAUGUUUGCUUUGACCUCUAUCAAAGGUAUUGGUCGUCGUUUCGCUAACAUUGCCUGCAAGAAAGCCGAUGUUGACAUGAACAAAAGGGCUGGUGAACUCACUGCUGCAGAGCUCGACAGUGUCAUGGUGGUUGUUGCUAAUCCUCGUCAAUUCAAAAUCCCUGAUUGGUUUUUGAACAGGCAGAAGGAUUACAAGGAUGGAAAGUUUUCACAAGUCACUUCUAAUGCUCUUGACAUGAAGCUUAGGGAUGAUCUUGAGCGCCUGAAAAAGAUCAGGAAUCAUCGUGGUCUACGUCACUACUGGGGCCUUCGAGUGCGUGGUCAGCACACAAAGACCACUGGCAGGAGGGGAAAGACUGUUGGUGUCUCGAAAAAGCGUUAAAUCAUUUACUUGUCAGUUUGUUCGUUACAUGCUUUCUUUUAUGCGCUGCAGGAGAUAUAUGUCUAAGAUGUUUGUUAGGGAUUCUGUACUGGUUAUGUUUAAAUUUUCCUGUUAGUGGGCUAUAGUUUAAUUUCUUUCUUUAGUGGAAAAAAGAUUGCUUUGCUAUAUGAUCAAAGUUUUGCAGAUUGCUCUUGAAUUAAAUUGAAUGAGUAGUUCCUUGAAUCUAA
Lycium barbarum (goji berry) is the source of this 766-nucleotide messenger RNA. RefSeq names its product small ribosomal subunit protein uS13z/uS13y/uS13x-like. Gene Ontology annotation, cellular component: cytosol; ribosome; small ribosomal subunit. Lineage: Eukaryota; Viridiplantae; Streptophyta; Magnoliopsida; Solanales; Solanaceae. The coding region runs from base 81 to 539 and encodes 152 amino acids. The record is from RefSeq and is a predicted model, not a curated record. Gene Ontology annotation, biological process: translation. Gene Ontology annotation, molecular function: RNA binding; structural constituent of ribosome. The transcript has 4 exons.